Messenger RNA from Megachile rotundata (alfalfa leafcutting bee), 5335 nucleotides. RefSeq names its product mitochondrial ribosomal protein S9 (gene mRpS9). Gene Ontology annotation, cellular component: ribosome; spindle microtubule; mitotic spindle. Gene Ontology annotation, biological process: translation; microtubule-based movement; mitotic spindle assembly. NCBI's taxonomy places the organism in Eukaryota, Metazoa, Arthropoda, Insecta, Hymenoptera, Megachilidae. The record is from RefSeq and is a predicted model, not a curated record. Gene Ontology annotation, molecular function: ATP binding; plus-end-directed microtubule motor activity; microtubule binding.
CUACUACCCUCUUCUUCUAGUUAAAUAGCUUUUCUGUCUUUCUUCAAAUUAUGACCAAUUUGACGGCGACCAACCAAAAAUACGGACAAGUAUUUCAAUCACUCCCAUGAGGAUUAUUACUCCCGCAAAAAUCAAAUUUACUCUUGUAUUUCAAUGUAUUAAAAUACUUUUAUCAAAGUAUAAUGAAUAAGAGUUGCCGGCAAAGCGAUAAGAAAAAACUUAGGAUAACAUUAGACAACAUGAUUUUGACAGAUACCUCGGAGAAAUGUGAUUAUGCUAUUCAGCGUAUUCGCUGUAACUUAUCUGAUGGUGUGGUUGGAGUUUGAUUGUGGGUGACGGAAUUUGAUUUGUUUCUUUCAAUUUAUUACGUUUAAUGGAGCAAACCCAUUGACAAAAUUAAAUACAUUACACAUGAAUUAAAGGAAUUAUUAACCAAUAAACAUAUUCUUAAAGUUGGAGUUGCUUCGUGCAAAGCAAUAACACAUUAUUGGUAUAAAGUUAGUGGAUGCUGGAUUUAUGGACAUUGGUAGAAUGCAGAAAUUUACCAAGUACAAUAAGUUUAGCUGCAAUAAGUUUAAAAUACUUAAACUAGAAAAUGGAUAAAUAAGUAAAAGUAAGGUAUUGCAAUUAGAAGGCUGAUACUCUGAAUGAUGACUAAAUAGCAUAUACUGUUUGCAAUGCAGUUAUGUCUAUUCUUAUCUAUGACCAGGGUGUGUGAUGUGCAGCAACCCCCUCCAAGGCAAUGCACUCCAAUGCACAAUUUCAAUCAUAAAAAUUUAUGGUUUUAGCUAAUGGAAUAACGUGAUGUAGCAGGUCAUUGAAUUUGUCUCAACACCCAUUAUGAUAUUAUACAUAGAAAAAUGCAAGAGGUCAUUUCAAAAAAUUGUUUUGAUUUUAAACUCUAUUCCACCACUCACCUAUUGAAAUAUCAUUUGCACCACAUAACGGGCACUCCUUAAAUUCAUUAUUCGAACGGUUUGAACAAACAACACGCGGAGCUGCGAAUUUCUCGAGAAAAAACCAUACCUGCCGGAGCCAACAGGUGCCGUACCCGUUACUCGUCCUUAGCGAAUCGUUCAAUUUUGAAGAUAACGACUGAUUUUAACUUCGCACCCUGAUUCGAGGCCCGUAUAUAUAAAUACCUGACUCUCGCAUUGUCGUUAUUUUCACCUUCAGCACGGCUUGUUCAAACCCCGUAACGUAUAAUUAUGUAGUUACUUUCAAGAAAAGUGAAGUUUAAUUGUGCCAAAAAAUUUUCUGAUAAGAAAAGAACGACAUAAAUAAUUAACAUGAAUGAGAAAAAAAAUAGUAGAAGAGAAAAAUCUCAGCAUGUACAAGUAUUUGUCCGUGUUAGGCCAACAAAUGCUGUUGAAAAAAAUAAUAAGUCCAAAACUAUUGUAGAAGUUGCUAAUGAUAGAGAAUUAAUAGUAAAAUAUCCACAUGAUAAAGUUUCUAAGAAAUAUAAAUUUGACAAUGUAUUUGGACCUUCUGCAAGACAGAUCGAUAUAUAUAAUGUUGUUGUUAAUCCAUUAUUGGAACAAGUUUUGGCUGGAUAUAAUUGUACAGUGUUUGCAUAUGGUCAAACUGGUACAGGAAAAACAUUUACUAUGGAAGGAAAUAAUAGUGAUCCAACUUUGCAUUGGCAAAAUGAUUCAUCUGCUGGUAUAAUACCUCGUUCUUUAAGUCAUCUAUUUGAUACAUUACGUGUAUUGGAAAUAAAAGAGUACAGAAUUAGAGUUAGUUUCUUGGAACUCUAUAAUGAGAAUUUAUUUGAUCUAUUAUCAAUUAAUGAUGAUUGUUCUAAAAUAAAAUUAUAUGAAGAUGCAUCAAAAAAAGGUACUAUAACUAUUCAUGGUUUAGAAGAAGUAAGAGUACGUAAUAAAAGUGAAGUUUAUAAAAUUCUGGAAAAGGGAUCAGAGAGGAGAAAAACUGCUGCAACGCUGUUAAACAGUCAAUCUAGUCGUUCUCAUACUGUAUUUUCGAUUACUGUACACAUGAAAGAGAAUACCAUUGACGGAGAAGAAGUUUUAAAAACGGGAAAGUUAAAUUUGGUAGAUUUAGCAGGAAGCGAAAGUAUCGGGAGAUCUGGCGCUAUUGAAAAGAGGGCAAGAGAAGCUGGUAGUAUUAAUCAGUCCUUAUUAACCCUUGGUAGAGUUAUAACAGCUCUUGUUGAAAGAGCACCUCAUGUACCUUAUAGAGAAUCCAAACUCACUAGGUUGCUACAAGAGUCACUGGGUGGUCGAACAAAAACCUCUAUUAUCGCUACAAUAUCUCCUGCUGCUAUUAAUCUCGAAGAAACGCUAUCAACAUUAGAUUAUGCACAUCGAGCGAGAAACAUUACUAAUCGUCCAGAAAUAAAUCAAAAACUUUCAAAAAAAGAAUUCCUUAAACAGUAUAGAGUUGAAAUCGAAAGAUUACGAAAAGAUUUAGAAGCAACGCGUGAGGAGAAUGGAGUUUGUGUCGCUAAUGAGAAUUAUCAAGAAAUGCAGACAAUGAUCGCUCAAUUAAAUAAAGAUAUAAAAGAGAAAAUAAAUCACAUAAAAGCGCUUGAAAAAACUGUGCAAGAUAAGGAGGAAAUAUACAAUGAUCUUGAAGUACAAACUCUUGCUCAAACGCAAGAAUUCUACAAAAUUAAAAAUAAAUUAGAUAAUGUUACGAGUGCCCUUAAAUCUACAGAUGAAGGGUUAAAAAUGACGAUUGAGGAACGAGAUACACAGAAAUUCUUACUAGAAAAAUAUGUUAAUACAGAACAAUCUCUAUUAAAUCAAGCUCAAAAUUUAUUAAAUAUUGCAGAUACAGCAACGUCAGAUUUGUAUAAGUUACAUGAUAAGAUUGAACGUCAAACGCAAACUGAACAAACGUUUAAAGCCCUUAGUGAACAGUUCAGAAACAAUGUUUCUUAUUGUGUACAAGGAAUGGAGAAGGAUGUUAUUGCGUGUGUAAAAAGAUUAAUAAAUUGUUUUACAUCUAUAAAGAAUGAUAUUGAUCUGUAUGCUAACAAUACAUGUGAAAGUGUAAACACAGCAAUACAACAAAUUGCAAUGGAUCUUAUUAAACAACAUUUAUCCAAUAUUGAUAAUUUAAAGAAGAGUAUAAACGAAUUUUAUUCAAAUGACCAAAAGUGCAUAAAAGAUAAAUCAACUGUAAUUCCAGUGAGUACAGUAGAAUGUAAACAUGAAUUAUUAAAUAAAAUUUCUAUAACAUUGGUAAAUGAUAUUCAAAAUAUAAUGAGAAAUGAAAUUGUUAAAAAUUUGCAAAUAAUAAGGAAUAAUGUGACCCAAAAAUUAAAGCGAACUUCAAUUCUUAUGAAAGAAAUGAUAGAUUCUGCAUGUUAUGUUCAACUAGAAGCUUACAAUGAUAUAAAUAAAAACAUUCAAAUUAUUGCAAAUGAUGUAGAAAUGCUCGAUAAAAGGCAACAGUUUACAGAAAAACAAAAAUUAUUCGCAAAGAUGAUGCAAGAUGCAGUUUCUCAAUUCAACCAUUUGUAUAAGAGUCAAGAGGAGCACUAUUCUUCUGUAACUGACAAAUGUAAUUAUGUCAGCAAAAUUUGCAAUGAUAUCACUGAUUAUUCAACAAAAAGUAUCGCGUUGCAAAACGAUCUAAAAGAUCAAAUACAACGUAACUUACAAAAAAUUGAAACAAAUGUCAUUCUUAAAACAGAAGAGAGUGAAGAGUUAGCAGAUAAAACAGCAAAGCAAGGAAAAAUUCUAAUUAACGCAUUAGAAUUAAAUAUAAACGAAAGCUGUAACAUAUUGAAACAAUAUAAAGACCUUACUGAGAAUAGCGUUAAAGAGGUACAACAGAAAUUUGAUGUGGAUAGAAAUAAAGCUCUUUUAUUGGUUAAUAAUGCUCAGGAAAUAAUUACGAAUGUAAGUAAAGAUGCAGGAUUAAUGAAAGGCCAACAAAUUAAAAUAACUGAAAUCUCUAACAAAAUAAUUGGUAAAUUAGAGGAUCAAAGUGCAGAAUCAAGUGCAUGGAGUGAUAGAAUUCCUAAUCAGUUAAAAUCAAUAGUGGGCGAUGUUAAUAAAUUUUUUGAUGAAGAUUUACAACGUGAUGUUCCAACAGGAACAACUCCUGCUAGGAGAGAAUUUUCUUAUCCUCGUCAAUUUAUUGCAACAUCUCCUCAUGAACAAAUUCUUCAAAGAUUCAGACAAGCUAGGAAACCUAUUGAAACGUCGGAAGAUGAUAGUAUCCUGUCUAAACCAUAUUCUACAGUUAAUGAUGAAAUAGUUAUUAAUUCUGAUAACAAGCCAAGUAAAAAAAUACACAAAGCUAUGCAAGUUUAUUUCCAACAAGCUGAGGAAUAUAAGGAAUUUAUACAAAAACAAAUAGCAGAAUAUGAUAUUGGAAAACGACAUCUAGCUAAUAUGAUGGGCGAAGAUCCUGAGAAUUUUUCUGAGGCAGAUAUUAAUAGAUCAAUAAAAUAUUUAUUUCCAUCUGGUUUAUAUGAACCAGAAGCUCGUCCUAUGAUAAUUCAUCCUAGUAAAUUAUAUGCAAGCAGAAAAGAAGCUGAAUUUGAUGAAAGUGGCAGACCACAUCACUUCCUAUAUUAUACUACAAAACCUAACUAUUAUAACAUACUUCAUAAAAUUGCAGAAAAUAUGAUUAAAUUAAAUGAGCUGGAGGAUAAGACCGCACAAAUAAAGAAAUACAGUACCAUAGAGGAUAAAUUUGAUGUUGCAAAAACAGAAUGGCUAAACAAAACUGAAUUAGAGGAGAAAUUAUUGGAAGAACUCUCUGAUGCACAAUAUGAAUACUUUCUAACAAGUAUAGAAAGAGUGCUUCAACAUCCCUUUUCAAAUCAUGCAUCUUCUUUGCUCAACGAAUGUAGAAAACAGAUAACUGCGAUUUCUACUACCAUGAAGCUCCCACUAGUACAAUUUGAUGAGAAUAAUAGACCUUAUAUUUUAUUAAAGAAUUGUGCAAGGAAAUGCGCACGAGGCGACGUUAAAGUGAUAGGUAAUGGAACUGGAAACAUUACUAUUAAUGGAGAAGACAUUUCAUAUUUUACGGAUAUACAGUGUCGUGAGCAGGUUAUAUUUCCAUUAAUAUUUUCGGAUAUGAGCGACAAAGUUGAUGUUGAAGUAACCGUUUCUGGUGGGGGACCAACUGGACAAGCAGGCCUCAUUCGUUGGGGUAUUGCAAAGGCGCUUCGAAAUUUUGUCAGUAAGGAAAUGAUAGAAAAAAUGAGAAUUGCUGGACUUCUAACACACGAUAUGAGGCGCCGCGAAAGGAAGAAGUUUGGCCAGGAAGGAGCUCGAAGAAAGUUCACAUGGAAGAAACGUUAGUUUGGUUUUCCAAUUCUGUGUAUGUCGAAUGUAUCUAAUAGACUUGA